This is a messenger RNA of Hylaeus volcanicus, 1472 nucleotides long. It is a transcript of the gene Arp6, whose product is annotated as actin-related protein 6. The transcript has 3 exons. Lineage: Eukaryota; Metazoa; Arthropoda; Insecta; Hymenoptera; Colletidae. Gene Ontology annotation, cellular component: Swr1 complex; membrane. Gene Ontology annotation, molecular function: nucleosome binding. The record is from RefSeq and is a predicted model, not a curated record. Bases 286 to 1464 code for a protein of 392 amino acids.
GAUUGAAUAAUGUAUGAAACAAUUGUAUAUAAUUCAUAUAUUGCAUAUAAGAAUUGUAUACUAAUGUUUGAAAACACAGACUUAUACAUUUUAGUCAGUGUACAUUUGGCAGAAGGCGCUACAAUCUAUUGAUACUGCCGGUAAUAAUAUUAUGAUACAUGUUCAAACGUUUUAAAUAGUCCGGCAAAAGAUAUUUGUUCUUUAUGUCGGACACUUGCAAUUAAAUAUUUAGAACGCAUAAGAUAGAACAGGAACACUCAAAUACUAUUUAAUCGUGUCGUUAAUAUGAGUACUUCUACGUUUGUUAUCGAUAAUGGGGCAAACACCGCGAAAGUAGGGUUAGCUUCUGACAACAAUCCAAAACUAGUUCCUAAUUGCAUUAUGAAAGCAAAAAGCGAACGACGGAGACCUUUUGUUGGAAAUCAGAUAGAAGAAUGUCGCGAUGCGUCUGGACUCUUUUACAUCUUACCAUUCCAAAAAGGAUAUCUCGUUAACUGGGAUGUUCAGAAAACUGUAUGGGACUACAUUUUCUCAAAAGAGUGUUGUCCUGUAAAUUUGAAUCAGCUUUCAGUGAUUAUCACUGAACCUUUGUUCGACUUCUCUACAGUACAAGAAGCUAUAACAGAAAUAUUCUUUGAAGAAUACGAAUGUCAAAGUUUAUUAAGAAUUAAUGCCACCACUCUUUCGUGUUAUCAAUACAAAACAGAAAAUCCUAACACAAAAUGUUGUAUAGUAGUCGAUAGCGGAUAUAGCUUUACUCACAUAGUGCCUUAUGUAAAUGAUACCAAAGUUAAAGAAGGUAUUAGACGCAUCGAUGUGGGAGGAAAGCUACUUACGAAUCAUCUUAAAGAAAUUAUAUCUUAUCGACAACUCCAUGUCAUGGAUGAAACUUAUGUGAUAAACCAAGUGAAAGAGGAUUCGUGUUUUGUCUCUCAAGAAUUUUUCAAAGACAUGGAAACUGCCAAAAGCAAAUUGGAGAAUAAUCCUAUAAUCAAAGAUUAUGUUUUACCAGAUUAUACAACGUUAAGGCGUGGUUUCCUCAAGAAUCCAGAGCCUCCCAAUGAACAGCAAACUUUACGUUUAAGUAACGAAAGGUUUGCCAUACCUGAAAUAUUGUUUUACCCCUCAGAUGUCGGUAUCCGACAAAUGGGCAUUCCAGAAGCAAUUAUGGAUUGCUUGAAAGGAUGCGAAGAAGAGACAUGGCCUCAUCUUUUAUCUAAUAUCAUUCUUACAGGUGGUAAUGCAAAGUUCCCAGGAUUUCAGGAAAGAAUCUACAAAGAAGUGAGAAGCCUUGCACCCGCAGAAUACACGAUAAAUGUUUAUUUACCCGAGAAUCCAAUUACAUAUGCUUGGCACGGAGGUAAAACACUUUCAAAAGAUUCAAUGUUCUCGAGUCUCCUAGUAACUAGGGAAGAAUACGAGGAAGAAGGGCAGAACCUUUGUUUUGAAAAAUUCGAUGUUUAACUUUAAUA